AGGGAUAGAGAAAAGAUUAUAGUGGGUCGAGUGGUCGUGGCUGCUCUUGUUGGCGUCAGUUUGUGCUGGUUACCGAUUGUCAAAGGUGAGUUUGUGUAUAUAUUACACUACCCUGGCCAGGCUAGUUAUGUCCCCAGAAAUCUCUCUCUUUCCAGCUGAUGACUUGCACAUAAACAGACCAAAAAGACACGACUACUGUGACAAGUGAUUGUUUAAAAUAUGCGAACUUUCUUUAAACUCGUACUCGUGCGCCAUCUUUUUCUCGUAGUAUUGUAAUAAGGGUUUUCUGGAUCGGCAGUAGUCUACAAAAUGGAUGUCUUCCUUUUCAUUUCCCCUCAAUUGUUGUAGUUGUUGUUUGUUUUUUUGCAGAAACAGAAACCCUUAUCUUUUGACAGGGGCCCUAGCUCGAGUAUAACAGAGUAGUCAUGAAAAAAAAGUUUGCCCACCGUAUUUAAUAUUGUUUAACAGGUUUUGCUGGAAACCAGCUGUUUGUAUAUCUCCAAAAUAUCCAAUCAUAUUUUGCGCCCGCGAUCAGUUCCAUGUUCCUGUUGGGAAUACUCUGGACUGGACUCACCGAAAAUGCAGCUUUCAUUGGACUCCUGGUUGGGUUUGCCAUGGGACUUAUAAAGUUCAUUGUUGAAAAUGUGUACGCACCGCCCGACUGUGGCGAGGAGGACACACGCCCCCAAUUUGCUAAGCUCCAUUUUAUGUAUUACUGUAAGUACCUUAUGUUUGGAGUCAAAUGAUAAAAAUAAGCAAGGCCUUGUAUCAUUUAGCCUGCGAACAGCAGACGCUUUCCCGUCGUCGCUUCUCUCCCUCUUCGGAGUGAGAGAAGCGACGACCGGAAAUGCGUCUGCUGUUCGCAGGCUAUAUAUCAUUCAGAUACUGCAGGAAUGUAGAAAAAAUGACUUGUAGAUAUGAAGGACAAUGACUACAAAUUAAUCCGUACCUCCAAAACAAACAAACAAACGCCCAGAAGCACGCAUGGUAACGUUUGAAGUUUUCUAGACUCUGCAUCGUCACGCAGGCCUCCAACAUCGCGGUGGAGCAGGACAUGAUGACGCGACUAACGUCUGCCUGGAUACUAGAAUUUUGCUGGUCGGAAUAAAUUCCCAUAUAAAAUGCAGAUGAAACUCAUGAAGGACUGAGGACGUUCCAUCCCUAGGAAGAUUGCAUUUGUCCGUCACAAUUGCCCUCCCAUUCAAUCCCCGCAAAAUUUAAUGCUGAUCGUUGUCGCCUCAAAGACCUACAACGAAGAGGUGUCUUUACGGGCAACACAUCGGAUGCGCCCAGCAAUAGCCACCGAAAUAGCUCGGUUGGUAGAGCGUUUGUCGUUGUAGGCUCGAUUUUCGACCCUUUAUCCAGGGUGCCACAAUAACGGAGUACAAAUGUUAUCGCCUUUGCCAUAAUCACGAAGAAAUGGCGGUCCCAUCUCCAGAAGGGGAUGUAAACUAGUGUCCUUCAUUCCCUCACUACAUAAACUACAGGGACAACAGGGACAUGUUUCGGCGCAAGGAUUUCUGGGAUCACUUAAUGUACAAGAGUUAGUUGUGAGCCUUUGGUUACCAUAAACCAACCAUAACUAACGCGUAUUCUUCCAAUCGAUCCCAGAAGACACAACAUGUUGGGAGUGAGGCGCUGUUUUAACCUAAGUAGGAGUUAUGUUUUUAUACCUUUCCUUACAGCGAAUAUCCUGUUUGCCAUAAGUGUGUUCACAAUGGUUGUGGUAAGUUUAUUUACAAAGAGGAUUCCUCGAGAUGAGCUUGGCGGACUGACUUGGCCCACAAUCAACGAACCUCCUUUAGCGCACGGAGCCAUCGGAGAGGACGUGGAAGCAUUGGAAAAAUUGACGACCAUGCAAAUGGAGGGUACGUUGAUUUAUUUCCUCUAUUUUGCCGAGACGUUGAAUAUGGCAAUCAGCGGGCCGUAAAAUGGUCUUGCUCUCAUGGCAGUUGAGCGAGGGUGAAAGAAAUAGUGAUACCUAUUUUCCUCUUUUUCAGUUUAAGGCCCCAAUUUUUCCAUUCGUGAAGAAGACCAAAUUGGAUACUGUUAAACCUAGACAAUUGUUACGUUUGCGUCGGUAAAGGUGUUUCUGAUCUCUGUUACUCAUAGUAAAAGAAAAAGAAGAAAUAGAUAGCAAGAUAAGUUGGUUUUAUAUCGGUUUGUUGAACUCGCUGUGGAGUCAUGAACAAAAUGUUAUCCUCAUGCGCUGCAUAGGGAACAUUGGCGUUGUGACAGCACUAACA
Messenger RNA from Porites evermanni, 2246 nucleotides. NCBI's taxonomy places the organism in Eukaryota, Metazoa, Cnidaria, Anthozoa, Scleractinia, Poritidae. The record is from the annotation of a GenBank genome assembly.